AUGGCAAAGGCGCGGCUGCACGGCGCACAGCUCACCCGUGCUGUGCCACCUGCCAGCCACCAAGGCUCAUGCGACAACAAGUUCGACGCCAUGUCGAAGCGCUCGCGGGAGGAGUCUAGGGGUCGAGAUGCCAAGAUGGCCAACCUCAGCACUCCUGUGGCAGGACUGAGCACUCCAGUGGCUGGUAUGCCAGAAGAAGCGACGCCCAUCGGACGGCGAGCGUCCUUUGAUCAGGAGUUGAAAGUGUCGCGCCGCACUUCCAGUGACAAGGGACCUCCCAAGACGCCAAAAAGUAGCGGAGCCGCCAGCCCCGUGAAUGACGCGCCCAAGGAAGAGUUGAAAGUCUCGCGCCGCGCUUCCAGUGAGGGACUUCCCAAGGUGCCGAAGAGUAGCGGAGCCGCUAGCCCUGUGAGCGACACGCCCAAGGACAAACUGACGGAGUCCAGUGGCUUCUUCCUCUGCUGGCUGUGUCGACGGAAGUUCGACAGCAAUGAGAAGUUUGAUCUUCACGUUGGUUUUCUGGACAUGGCUGGGAGCUUUAAAGGUGACCACGUUAGCAGCUGCGGGAUGACAGCUUUUAUUGGCUGCUCGAUGUGCUUCACAGUCGACUUCAUCAGGAAGGAUGGGACCUACCAAAGCACCACCUUCGCUGUGGCCAUCGGCGGAGGCUUCCGCAGUCGUCGAGAUGUGCAGGAGUUGGAGGCUCUGGCGCGUGCGCACCUCCAAAGCCUGGAGGUCGGGCUGGACGUGAGGCUCAAAGCCAGGAGACAUGAGUCCGGAUCGUACAGGAACCACUGCAUGGAUAUCUGUGACUGCGUCGGUGUGUUAUGCCAUGUCUUACUUCUGGCGCUAUCCCAUCUUCAUGCUGCCUCCACAUAUCCUGGAUGCACAGGCACUGGAGAUCUUUGGGCGCCAGCUCUCCUUGCAGGAGUGUGCCUUGCCCGCAAUCAUCCGGGGAUGCCACCAAUCAGCUGGCCUCGCGGUUUCAACAUGGCUUUCGUGGUGGGUUUCGGUGCAGCGAAACUGCCCGCCAUGCGUUUGCAGACCUCCGCCUUCUUCUUCCAGUAUCGCCUGAGCAUUCUGCUUUGGAUGCUCUUCCUGUCGAUGAUCUUAACCGGUCUGGCGGGUUUGCUACCCUCACACUUCCUGCAAAUUUCCGCCUUCUUCUGGUCCUGCUUCGUGUCCAGUUUCCUCUACGGUGGUAUCGUCACCUACCUGGAGGGACGUCGAAGUACAGAGAUCCUGUUGGCCUCGAUCAGUGCCUCGUUAGUCUUCGCAGGCACCGUGAGCCGCGCCAGCGCAGAUGUGCUGCUGCGGAUGGGAUGCCCUGCGCGCUUCAUGCCGUUGCUGCUGGGUGCAGGCGCUUUCCUCGUGGCGGCCUUUCUGCUGGUUCUGACGGCCCGCGCACCACCGCCCAACCGCGCAGACGUGGCGGCACGCUCAGCGCGAACACCCAUGAGCCCCAGGAAACAGUGGGAGUUUGUGCGUGACAACCUCUUUGGUGUCGUCGCCACCAUCGGCAUUUGGGCCUGCAUGGCGGGUCUCCGUUCCUUCCGCGACUUCUACACGCAGAAGAUCUUCUCGGCCGCGUUGAAUGGCACGCCGACCUCGAAGGUCUACGUUCUUGCAGACGUCCCUGGAGCAGUAUUAUCCUUUGUCUUCUUGGUCAUGAUGUCAUGGGUCCACAACUCGCAACGUGCCCUGUUCCUGAUGCUGCUGACCAAUGUCGCGGGACUCCUGGUGAUGGCAGGAUGCACCUACCUCUUCCGACUCGCUGUGCUGGAUGGCAUGGAUUGGAUUCUGCUCUACUCUGCUGCCUUCUACGCGGCCUACAGCGUCCUGAAUGCGCCGUUAAACGAGCGCAUUUUUGCUGUCACGCGAGCAGAAGGUACCUGUUCGUUUCUGAUCUAUGCCUCAGACUUCUUCGGAUAUGUGGUCACCGUGGGCCUGCUGAUGUAUCAGAGCUUUGGCCCCCUUGCAGGUACUUCAAACAAUGUGGUCCUGGAUCUCUUCGUCUCCAUGCUCUACGUCCUCACUGCUCUCAUGACGCUGCUGGCAGGCGGCUCCAUGUGCUACUUCUGGCGCGACAAGUACGGCCGUCGUCAUCUGCACAAUGCUGUACCACAUGAACAGCGCUUGGCCAACUACCAGCUCGCCGAUCUGGACGAGUUUCCCAGCAUCGGAGGUCUGGCAGGAGAGCGAACAGAGCGGCGCCGCCAGGCGCCCACUGUGCCUCGGGGAAGUCUGCGGCCCUCUACACGCAAUGACGAGAAACGCUUUCGCAAGGCGGCCCGGCAAGAAGCUGAGCUUCAGGAAGAGAAGAUGGAACUUCCUGAAACCGAAGGCCACACUGACACUGAAGUCUGGGAAGACAUUCAUGAGGCAGUGCUCUUUGAAAUGUUCGACGAUGCAAAGGCAGUCGAGGAGGCAUUGCUGCGCUUCGCUGGCAGCUCACACCAGGCUGCACGUGCGCUGGAAGCUCUUCUGGCCAGACCAGAUACCAAGACGGUGGAAGGAGAAGAUGAUUUGGAUUACGAUUGCGCCGACCAGGAGGCUGGGGACGGAUGGGAGGCUGAGAUUGAAGCUGGAGAUGAGGAAAUGUGGUGCGCCUUUUGCGGUGAAGCCAUUGAUGAAGCCGACGAGAACGCCGGCAUAGCAGAG
Messenger RNA from Cladocopium goreaui, 2661 nucleotides. NCBI's taxonomy places the organism in Eukaryota, Dinophyceae, Suessiales, Symbiodiniaceae. The record is from the annotation of a GenBank genome assembly.